AUGGAGACCCUGUGGUGUGUGGCUGCGGUCGUCUUCCAGUUGUGGAUGUUCGUGGUGGUGUUCCUCAUCACACUGCCAGCCAUGUUUGGUCUCUCACUGGGGGUGACUGGAGUUUACAUCCAGAUUCUGGUCAAAAUCCUCGAGUGGGCCACGUUACGCAUCCAGCGAGGGCGGCAGCAGCAGUCAGGCGUGCCCGUCACGUUGCCUACAGGGAUCAUUGAGCGAGCUGAGGGCUCCAUGAAGGAGGAGAUGUGGGAGCUGCAUCGCUCUCGACCCCUUCCAGGGAAGGAGUUCGCCCUGAGUGAUGUCAUCUAUUUUCAUAAGAAGGGUUUAGAGAGCAUUGUGGAAGAUGAGGUGACGCAGCGCUUCUCCUCCGAGGAGCUGGUUUCUUGGAACCUUCUGACCCGCACCAAUCAGAACUUCCAGUACGUCAGCCUUCGACUCACCAUCAUCUGGGGCUUUGGAGUGUUUGUGCGAUACUGCAUCCUCCUACCUCUUAGGAUCACUCUGGCCUUCAUCGGUCUCUCAUGGCUCGUGAUAGGAACAACUCUGGUGGGUUUUCUUCCUGAAAGCAGAGGGAAGAACUGGCUGAGUGAGCUGGUCCACCAGACCUGCUACAGGAUCUGUGCCAGAGGACUGUCCGCCACCAUUCACUACCACAACAAAGAGAACAGGCCUCAGAAAGGAGGAAUAUGUGUCGCAAAUCACACCACACCCAUUGAUGUGGUCAUUCUGGCCAACGACGGCUGCUACGCCAUGGUCGGACAGAUCCACGGAGGUCUGCUGGGGGUCCUUCAGAGGUCCAUGGUGAGGUCCUGCCCCCAUGUUUGGUUUGAGAGGUCAGAGAUGAAAGACCGGCAUGCGGUGACCAGUAGUUCAAAGGAACAAAGCUACAUCCAGAGGUAA
Molecule: messenger RNA, 906 nt
Organism: Nematolebias whitei (Rio pearlfish)
Lineage: Eukaryota; Metazoa; Chordata; Actinopteri; Cyprinodontiformes; Rivulidae
Gene: gpat3
Product: glycerol-3-phosphate acyltransferase 3
Exons: 8
Coding region: 1-906 (301 amino acids)
Biological process (GO): triglyceride biosynthetic process
Cellular component (GO): endoplasmic reticulum
Molecular function (GO): glycerol-3-phosphate O-acyltransferase activity
Source: RefSeq, a predicted model, not a curated record